Molecule: messenger RNA, 942 nt
Organism: Elgaria multicarinata webbii
Lineage: Eukaryota; Metazoa; Chordata; Lepidosauria; Squamata; Anguidae
Product: olfactory receptor 12D1-like
Exons: 1
Coding region: 1-942 (313 amino acids)
Biological process (GO): G protein-coupled receptor signaling pathway
Cellular component (GO): membrane
Molecular function (GO): odorant binding; olfactory receptor activity; G protein-coupled receptor activity
Source: RefSeq, a predicted model, not a curated record
AUGGAGAACAAGACAGAGGUGAUCACAUUUAUCUUAGUAGGCCUGACUGAUCUCCAAGGACUGCAAAGUAUCCUCUUUCUUCUCUUUUUGAUGCUCUACCUUAUCAGUCUUUUCGGAAAUGGUACCAUUUUGUUUGUAGUACUGACUGAACCUAAACUCCACAUACCCAUGUACUUUUUCCUCAGCAAUCUUUCUUGCCUGGACAUUUGUUAUGCCACAGUCACUGUGCCUAAGAUGCUGGCUGGCUUUAUUCUGGGCCCUCAAACUAUUUCCUUCAGUGGUUGCCUGGCUCAACUCCAUUUCUUCCACUUUACUGGAAGCAGUGAAGGCGUUCUUCUAGCAGUUAUGGCAUAUGACCGCUAUGUGGCUAUAUGCAGUUCUCUACACUACACCAUUAUUAUGAACAAGCGGGUGUGCCUGUUGCUUGCAGCAACUACUUGGGGCAUUGGAUUCUGCCAUGCACUGAUGCACACAGUGAUGACCUCCCAGCUGCACUUUUGUGGCUCAAACCUUGUCCAGCACUUUUUCUGUGACAUCAAGCCGCUCUUGAGAUUAGCCUGCAGUAACAUCCAGCUCAACAUCAGCCUACUCAACAUUGUCACUGGUAUAAUUGUCAUGGCCCCUUUCAUCCUCACACUUCUCUCCUAUCUCUAUAUCAUCACUUUCCUGUUUCUGAAGGUCAAGUCACACAAAGAAAGAUGGAAGGCUUUCUCCACCUGUACAUCCCACCUCACAGUUGUGACUUUGCUCUAUGUGCCUGUUCUGUUCAACUAUCUGCCCUCCUCUACAGGAGACACACCACAGCAGGACAUGAUAUCUGCCCUCAUGUAUAAUGUAGGUGUCUCAGUACUAAACCCCCUGAUUUACACACUAAGGAAUAAGGAGAUGAAAUUAGCCAUAAGGAAAAAAGUGGUCAGAAAGUUAUUCCUUGUAAAAAUAUGA